This is a messenger RNA of Seminavis robusta, 3100 nucleotides long. NCBI's taxonomy places the organism in Eukaryota, Bacillariophyta, Bacillariophyceae, Naviculales, Naviculaceae. The record is from the annotation of a GenBank genome assembly.
UGACCAAGUACAUUCACGCACUUUUUGCUAAAACGUACCGUAUGACUGUAUGACCCAAAAUUUCCCACGCCGCACAAGAGUUUCUGCAUUUGUUGCUAAUAAUUUAUUGUUGUGGGCAUGGUAUUGUUGACAAGCUAAUAAUAACGCAGCAAUGAGACUGAAAAGAAGCAGAAGAAAGAACCAAGGGCAACAGGAUGUGGAGGUGUCGGAUUCCACCCUGUCGAACAAUCAGAGCAUUGCCAGACUGGCUGUGUUGCUCCUAGGAUGUGUCUUGUUUGUCAUGGCAAGCUGUGGAUACCGGUACUACCUGAAUGAUGUGGGUGCUAUUAUAGAACAGACACUCAAAAACCCCAAACAAGGCGACAAUGAGGAAGACACCAAUGGUGAGGAGGAAGAGACACCGUUGGAUGGAAGAACCACAAUCGAGACAAUACCACACAACCUCUACACGCCCAACACAACCAUCAUUUCACUGAGUCUACCCAGCACACACCAACCCGUUCUUCCCCGGUACUUUGAUUGUGCUGGACACCCACCCAGUAACUUUGGACGCUAUUGGACCAACUUAGACCGAGAAAGUAACUUUCGCCGGCCAAUCGGCCAAUGCAUGAAGUCCAAUAUCCAGACUCGCAAACCCAUUAUGAAAAAUUGUGGCAACUACAAUAUCUGGCAGGACUUAGACUGGUAUGAACCACCUUCCCCGAGAGCCAUCAAUGCAACGGGAGUCUGCUUUGAACCGGUCCUGUAUCCAGGUGCUCUGGAGGCAAUGUACAAGGCAAUGCCCAAUGCAACAAUCAUCAACAUGAUACAACAACCUAGAGAAUGGUUCCGAAGGCUCCCCUAUGACAUUCAUGAACGGUGGUCCACAUGGUGCAACCCAUCUCAUGGUGGCAGGUUUCCUACUGAACACAAUCUUGGCCACUACAAGAGCUUUUACAACAGGUACCAUCAGGUCUUGCGUGAUUUUGUAGCGAGACAUGCAGGAUGGCAAUUGAUCGAAAUUGACCUGACCAAGCCAGCAACGGUCAUUGGUGAUCAGCUAGAAACAAAGCUGAGAAUUGAUCCCCUGUGCUGGGUGGAUUCGACUGAGGGCAACAUACCCCUGUACAAACAAAAAAUGCCAUCGGGCGUCCAAGCUAUUACUGAAAGGCUUCCCAGGCCCAACGAUAUCACAUUCCCCAUUCUUGUGGCAACCAUGGAAAAGAGUGGCACGACGACGGCCACUGACUACUUUAAUUGUGCCAUGGGAAUGAAUACUGCAUCACAUCAAUGGACUAUGCGACAACACAACGGAGACCACAUGAAUAUUGGCAAGUGUUUUGAAGCCAAUGUGUUGGAUAAACGCCCUCCUCUGGAGAAUUGUGGACACUGGCGUGUCUUUGCCCAGAUCAAUCUGUUCAAUGCUGACAAGAAUGAUCCUGAAUGCUACUUUCCUGCAUUGGAAGGAGGACUGGAAGCCUUCGGACAGGCAUACCCGUACGGCACCGUCUUGCUCCAGAUUCGAAAUGCAUCAACCUGGUAUUCGUCGAUGAAGCGCUGGAGCGCUCUCGACAGACGAUUUGCUACGUCCCCCGGCUGCCGGCAAAAGGGCCUCACACCUCAUCCUAAAGCCACUGAAGCCAUGUGGGUGGACUUCUAUGAGACUUACACCAAGCGUGUACGACAGACCAUGGAACUCUACCCCAACUUGAACUAUGUGGAAGUGCCCCUGUCUGACAAGAUUGGGCCCACUAUGGACAACAUCUUUGGGUUUUCUCAGGAAACAAAUUGCUGGAAGCACAAGAACAGCAAUCCCAAAGUUGAAAAGCAACACUAAAUGUCAUUGUUGCUGGCCUGGGUAUUGGUUUCAUAUGGUCACGAGGGGCAUGAACGGGACGGUAACAUUUGGGUAUGAUUCAUGCAACACUCACGAGUUCUGCGGAUAAGGGAUGUUGCUUGCUAAGAGCGCUAAAGCACUACAAAUGGAUUCCUUACAGCUUUGAGCAAGGAAGGGGCCAUUGUUGCGAUUGCUCUGAGAACUCCUGAUUUACUGACAACAUUACCUGUAUAGUGCAUUCAAUCCACUCCACCCAUCCAUCAAAAUUUGAAAUCCUCACAGAGCGCCUCCCACUCGGCAAAUCCCGGUGAGAAUUCCUCCUUGAAACUGGUCUUGGCGGCUUCUUCCAUGACAUGGACUGGCGGUGGCGGUGGCAGAGUUCCACCGCACGCGGCCAUGAGUCGCAACUGAAUCUCGCAGGCGCGUUCGAAGUAGUACGCCAGCACAAAAACUUCAGGGACCGAUUUCCCAUAGCAAACAAACCCAUGAUGUUCCAAGAGUAGUGUAUUAUUAUUGGUACUACCAUCCGGUUGUUGUUGUUGUUUGGCCGCUUGCACCGCCGCCAUGAGUUUGGGUAUUUCGGCGGGAUCAUCCGAGAUUCCAUCCCACGGAUAGCGUGCGACGCGUUGGUAAAAAUAGGCCGCAUCUUGCGUCAUUGGAACAAAUCCCUGUGGCAAACAGGACACGGCCGUGGCUGCCGGUGUAUGCCAAUGAAGAAUGGCGCCUACAUCUUUGUCGGCGGCGUAAAUGGCGGAAUGAAUCAAAUCGGCCGUGACAUUGUGGGAACUAAAGACCAUGUCUUCGGGGCGCAUGUGUUUCCAAAGCUUGUUACCGGGUGUGAUGAGACAUCCAUCUUGGAACCGUGCCGAGAUGUGAUUCCAAACCAACAUAUCGGCCGAGUGAUCGGCUGUGAGACGAUGCGCCACGGCCAAGUCAUAUCGCAUGGUAGCUUCAUCGGCGUACCCAGUACUAGUAGUAUCGUCGUCAAAAUUGACAGGUUGCGAACUGAAACUCCGUGACACGGGUAGUCUGGUUGUCAGACGAGCUCUGCCAAGAGACACCUUGCUGGCAAACUUGGAAAACAUCAUGCUCCUUGUUGAUUGAUUGAUUUGUCCAAACAAAAAGAUUGUGGCUCUAGCUAGACUGCGCACUUGGAAACCUAACCACCAGAGCUCAUGGAGCCUGCCAAGAAGGAAGUGGUCCUGUUCGCAUUGCUUGUUCUCCAGAAGUGGAGAGGUUCAGGGAUCUUGCCUUCAUUUUUUCAUUUUUAAAUUUUACUGUUAC